AUGACGACGGCGAUUCCGCCGGAUUUACCGGUGUCUCCGGGAGGGGAACCGGGGGUAAACACUGUGGAGGAUGAGAAGGUUCAGAUUGAGAAGAAACCGGAUCAAAGUUGGGUCAAUAUAGCGAAAGAUAAGAAAACGUUGAAGAAAUACGAUGUGGAGAUUUUGGAUAAAGGUGGAAAACAAACGGUGGAAAUCCCGGAGGAGGUAAUUUCUGAAUCGACUCCGCUAUGGGAUGAUUUUGUUAUUGGAAAGUUUUUGGAUCGAGCGCCUCAUGUCGCAAAAGUCCACAUGGUUCUAAACGAAAUCUGGAGGUAUGGUGAAUUAUCAACGAAGGUAGAAGUUUAUGAGGUGGAUGAUACGACGAUGAGAUUCAAAGUAUCAGAUCCAAAAGCUCGGGAGAAGAUUCUCCGUCGUGGUAUGUGGAAUAUAGUGGGGGUCCCGAUGAUAGUAACGAAAUGGACUCCAAGAAGUGAGGAGGAGAAGCAAGAGGAGGAAUCUAUUCCCAUGUGGAUUCAUCUUACAAAGGUCCCACUGCAUAUGUUCUCCUGGGAGGGUCUUAGUCUUUUGGCUAGUCCUGUGCGAAUUCCACUGAAGCUCCAUCCAGAGACAAUUGCUUGCACAAGUUUUGAAGUUGCGAAGAUAUUUGUGAAAGUGGAUGUCUCGAAAACUCUACCGAAGGAGAUGACAUUUACAAGUAAGGGGAAGGAUUUCAUGGUGGAUUUUCAUUACCCGUGGCUUCCUUCAAGGUGUAAGCAUUGUGAUAAGUGGGGUCAUGGAGAGAAAGUUUGUGCUUUGAAGGGGAAAGGGAAAGCUCAGGAGGGGAGUUCUAAAUCAAAUUUGAAGGAUGUGAUAGAGAGUAUUGGGAACAAGGAGGCAAGUAUUAUAGAGAAAGAUGGUAAAAGUGAAAAGGCUUCUACUGGAGGAAAGUCUGUUGAGCUGGAAAAGAGAGAGAAGGUAGUCGGUGAUGAAAGUGAAGAGAGUUGGCUUCAGGUUCCUCAAGGGAAAACUGGUCGAUCACAGCCGAGUACUCCUAAACAAAUGGUGGCUGAGAUUAAAAUUUCAUCAUCAAAGUUUACGGUUCUGCGUACUAAUGAGGAGGAGGAAGGAGAAAUAGUGGAAGUGAAUAAAGAUUUGGGGGUUGAAGAAGAAAACUUGGGUGAAAAAAUAGAGAUCUGUGAGGAAGAUGUAAUUGAGGAUGCUUUGUUGGAACGUAGUAGAGGGAUAAAUAAAGUUAUUGGGCAGAGAGGAAGGAAGAAAGGGCAGAAGGCUAAAGCUCGGGAUGAGAAUCCUGUGAGUAAAAGGUCUUCUCGUCCUAAUAACUAA
Messenger RNA from Brassica oleracea var. oleracea, 1323 nucleotides. RefSeq lists its product as uncharacterized. NCBI's taxonomy places the organism in Eukaryota, Viridiplantae, Streptophyta, Magnoliopsida, Brassicales, Brassicaceae. The transcript has a single exon. The record is from RefSeq and is a predicted model, not a curated record. Bases 1 to 1323 code for a protein of 440 amino acids.